Messenger RNA from Drosophila obscura, 1329 nucleotides. RefSeq lists its product as uncharacterized. The record is from RefSeq and is a predicted model, not a curated record. Lineage: Eukaryota; Metazoa; Arthropoda; Insecta; Diptera; Drosophilidae. Bases 85 to 1296 code for a protein of 403 amino acids. The transcript has a single exon. Gene Ontology annotation, molecular function: DNA binding.
CACUGAUUUUAAUGUUUUGGAAAACACAACAAUUUUCUUGAGGUCGGUAAACAAAAAUUGGAUAAUAUAAUCUGUUGCCGAAUAAUGGCUGAUCCGACUACCGAAAUGGACGCUGCAGUCAGCCCAAUGGAAAUUAAUAUAUCAAACAAAAAUCUUAGUUCGAUGAUAGUUGUGAACGACUUGCGUCUGCUGCAGCUAAUUUUUAAGUAUCCAUUUUUGUAUAGCAAAGCAGCACAGUCGGAGCAGGACUCAGACUACACCGAGUGGGCCUGGAAACAGAUUGCCGUGGAGUUUAAUGCCAGCUACGAGGACCUUCCGCUCAGUGCUCCGUUCUCCCCUGAUGAAUUGCAGUGGCGGUGGAAUAUGCUCCUACCAGUUAUUGGCGCCCUUUCGAAGGCGAAGGAGAUUCCCUUUCAACUGUUUACCAUUGUAACGGAGAUCGAACGCUCGCUAAAUGCGGAAAUAGUGGAGCCCCCCAUCGACUUGACUAUGGCCCAGAACUUUCUUCUCUCCCAGCUGCCAUUGGUGGAGUCAAUGACGAGGAUGGAGCGCCGCCGACUGGAAGCCGAGUUCCUCGACAUCAUAUUUCAACUCGAGCUGGAGACACGUGGUUCUGUGCCGGUAGGUCCCGAUGAGAAGGCCACAAUCAAAGUUGAAUAUGAUGAAUUUCUACGGUCUAUUCGGGUGAAAGAGCUGCCCAUAUCGGCUCUGGCACGACUUACGCUCGAAGGCUCUGAUAUCAAACCAGUCCAAGCAAACCAAUCACCAGCUUCUGCCACCCCAGGUUGCAGUAUCAAAACGUCAAAUCUGGUCAUUAGCAAUGUGUUUUGUGCCAAGGAUGUCAUUGAUAACCCGUCAACGAAGACUGUUGCCACACCGCAGCAAGGUUGCCCGAGCAAUUUGGUUGAACGUAUUGAUCACGCAGCGACUGAUUCAGCACCGAUUGGUGCCCAGAACGAAGCUAUUGAGCGCGCGCCGUCUGUUUCCCCGCCGCUGGACUUUAAGACAGAGGUGGAGGUGGCCAUUGCGGCCAUUGAGCUUGCCAUUGAGAUGGAAAAUAAACGGGGAAACAAACCAGCAGAGGUAAACCAGAAACAAGUCACUGCCGUAGACAAGCCCCAAGCUGAUGCCGCUCUAAUUGAGAAUCUGCGCUACAUACCGAUCAAGAGCGCCAAGUAUUACACAAAGAAAGUGCGCGUUCGGGUGAAGCGCAUUGAUCUGCACGACUUCAUGCCGUUGUCCAGCAUCGCAAGGCGCCCCAAAAGACGUAAAUCCAUUUACAUCAAAUGCACAUAAGUUUAUUUUAAAAAAUACAUUACUAUAAAUUAC